Messenger RNA from Rhineura floridana, 1974 nucleotides. Its product is annotated as sodium/nucleoside cotransporter 2-like. Lineage: Eukaryota; Metazoa; Chordata; Lepidosauria; Squamata; Rhineuridae. Gene Ontology annotation, molecular function: nucleoside:sodium symporter activity. Gene Ontology annotation, cellular component: membrane. The transcript is spliced from 16 exons. The record is from RefSeq and is a predicted model, not a curated record. Gene Ontology annotation, biological process: nucleoside transmembrane transport. Bases 1 to 1920 code for a protein of 639 amino acids.
AUGGAUGUUCCUGUUUCUGCUCUGAUUUCCCAUGCCCUUCUGCCCCAGGAUGGAGAUGUGCAGCUGAAAGAUCCUAAUGAACGCAGGUUCAAGAACAUGGCGGCUCAGCCUUUUUCUAAGGCGAGUCGCUUUUGCAAGGCUCAUUCCAAGAUGCUGCGGAAGAUCUUGCUGGGCAUCCUCUGUGCAGCCUACCUGGCCUACUUCAUUGCAGCCUGUUGGCUGAACUUUGACCGAGCCUUGGCUUUGGUCAUUUUCACUGUCCUGGCCGUUUGUCUCAUGGCCUAUAGCAUGAUCAAGAAAUUGUGGGGGUCAAGGAUCGUCCAGAUGCUGAACCCUUUCAAAAAAUGGUGCCGGAGCAUCUGGCCGUGGCUGAAAUGGGUGCUGUGUGCAAUCAUUUUGAUUGGCCUGGUCACGUGGCUGGUUCUUGAUGUGUCCCAGAGGCAGGAGCAGUUGGUGUCACUGGCUGGCUUCAGUGCGCUGGUGCUGACGCUGUUUGCCUGCUCCAAACACCAUGGAGCUGUGUCCUGGAGAGCUGUGUUCUGGGGGCUCGGACUGCAGUUUGUCCUUGGAAUCUUCAUCAUCCGGACAGAACCUGGAUUUCAAGCUUUCCAAUGGCUUGGUGAUCAGAUUCAGACAUUCCUGAACUACACCACGGCGGGUUCCAGCUUUGUCUUUGGGAAUGCGUUGAUCAAAGAGGCAUUUGCCUUUCAGGCAUUGCCCAUCAUCGUCUUCUUCAGCUGUGUGAUGUCGAUUCUCUACUACCUGGGAGUCAUGCAGUUCAUAAUCCUGAAAUUGUCCUGGCUCUUGCAAAUCACCAUGGGCACAGCAGCCACGGAAUCUCUGAGCGUGGUAGGGAAUAUAUUUGUGGGAAUGACGGAAGCACCACUGCUCAUCCGUCCCUACCUGCAGGAGAUGACACAGUCAGAAGUCCACGCUGUGAUGACUGGCGGCUUCGCCACCAUUGCCGGCAGCGUGAUGGGAGCUUACAUUUCGUUUGGGAUUGAUGCCUCAUCCUUGAUUGCUGCUUCAGUGAUGGCAGCACCUUGUGCUUUGGCAAUGUCUAAACUCAUUUACCCAGAAGUGGAAGAGUCCAAGUUCCAGAGUCAGGAGGGUGUGAAAAUUGCCUGUGGGGAAGAGAAGAAUGUCCUGGAAGCUGCUGGCAAUGGAGCAUCAGUCUCUGUGGGGCUGGUGGCUAACAUCGCAGUCAACCUUAUAGCUUUCCUGGCAGUGCUGGAGUUCAUCAAUGCUGUGCUUGCUUGGCUAGGGGGCAUGGUCAACUUGCCAGAACUCUCCUUCCAGUUGAUCUGUUCCUAUGUCCUGGUGCCUGUGGCAUUCUUGUUAGGAGCAAGCUGGGAGGAUGCGCCACUGGUUGCUGAGCUUCUGGGAAUCAAGAUCUUCUUAAAUGAGUUUGUGGCCUAUCAGCAGCUAUCAGACUACAAACAGAAACGAUUGAAAGGAUUGCCUGAGUGGGAUGGGACACAGAAGCAGUGGAUAUCGGUGAGAGCUGAGGUCAUCACCACCUUUGCUCUGUGUGGAUUUGCCAAUCUGAGCUCCAUUGGGAUCAUGUUGGGUGGCUUGGCAUCCAUGGCACCGCAUCGCAAGAGUGAAUUUUCCAGCAUCGUUUUGCGGGCUUUGUUCACUGGAGCCUGUGUCUCCCUGAUGAAUGCAUGCCUUGCAGGCAUCCUAUAUGUGCCCAGAGAUGUGACUGACUGCCUAGACUUCUUCAGCAAAACCAACCUCAGCUCUACCAGCUAUCCUGUCUAUAUUUGCUGCAAAGACUUAUUCACCAGCACUUCAACUGCAACAAAUGGUUCGCUUUCGUUUUCUGGCAUUUGGGAAAGUGUGGAUUUCGGCACUUCAGUGACAUAUCUCCAGCAGUGUUGUGGUCACUAUAAUGCCACAGCCUGUGCCAAUCCAUAACUGCUCAGGUGGACAGUGCAAAAGGACAUCUUGCUUGAACAACACAGAAACAAA